AAGCGGCCAGAUCAGUGGCCAGAUUGCACGGACGGGGGGGACACCGAUUCACAGCCCACGAAGUGUUGCUGCGCAGGGUAGAGGACGGACCAAUUGCGUUGGUGCCACAACUCCCCGCGCUUCUUCCUCCCGCUGCUCCUCUCAACUUCCAACCUAUUCCCCCUGUCCCGUACUAAAUGCCUCCCUUCUUCUCUUACAACACCCUCCCCUAUCAGCUCACGGAGGGCCCUUAUCCCAUGCGCGAGUUCUCGAAGUAUUUGGUGGAGCUCACUGACGUGGAGCCGCUGCCCUUCACCGACGAAGACGCGCGGGAGUUGCACCGUGCGCUGUACAAGUCGGUGGCGCUGAGGAUGUUCCGGUUCUUUGUGGAUCACGAAGACCACUGCAUCAGGGAGCACUUCGUUGUCUACUACGUCAUCACACGGCCCAAGCCAGCAGAGAAGGAAGGGACGGUGGCGUUGUACCCAUUCGCCCAGCUCCAGACGAUCGAUCCGGGAUUGUUGGAGCUCAUACAUCUUGAGCUCCUCUCCAUUGCGCAAGUGAUCGCGAGCGAGGAGGAGGAGAUCGAACCACGAUUGCGGACGGCGACGGCCCCGCGGAGAACGUACAACGCGGUCGUCAUCCCGGAUUACAUUGCGCAGCGCGCGGAGAGGUUGGAGGACUUCCCGGAGGAAAAGCCGUUGCGGCCUCCCUCGUCGUAUCCUCGACCGGCACCACCGAAGGCCCCGAAGAAGACGCCGAAGAGGAAGAGACGCCACCCGUCGCCAGGAGCGCAAGGCAGCAGGAUCGGCGGCGGCGAGGAGGUGAUUCAGCCUGCGCGUACGCGGAAUCCUGACCCCGUGCCUGGGAGUGCGGCGACGCUCGUUAAGGAGAUUGUCGUGCCAUCGCCGCCCUUUCCGCGUGUGCCCGAUCUCAAUCUUGAUGGAGUCAGGCCAUCAGCAGCAGCAGCAGCCGGAGGAGGAAGCCGAAUGGAAUUUCCAGAUCCCAUAUCCAGACCCCCCGUCCUCGCAGGACCUCUCCGCUCCCGCCAGCCACCCCGGGGUGCCCCGGUCAUUGACAUUAGUAGUUCCUCCGAGUCGGACAGUCCAUCCGACAGAGGUGGACUUCAUGGUGGAGUCCGCCACCAUGAGGCUCGAGGCCAUCGCGGGGGCGCCGCGCCCUGAUCCGGCAUGGGAGCCAUAUCUGACACCCCCUUUUCAAGGGUGUAUUACGGCGCGAUUGGCUGGGAUGCUCAUCUACGAGACCGGGCAGCGUCCCAAUGCGAUGUACCACUUCCUUGUCUUCGCGGCGCAAAAGCGGGAGCGGCGGCCUUACACCGA
Messenger RNA from Chara braunii, 1319 nucleotides. Lineage: Eukaryota; Viridiplantae; Streptophyta; Charophyceae; Charales; Characeae. The record is from the annotation of a GenBank genome assembly.